Molecule: messenger RNA, 831 nt
Organism: Coprinopsis cinerea okayama7#130
Lineage: Eukaryota; Fungi; Basidiomycota; Agaricomycetes; Agaricales; Psathyrellaceae
Product: ORM1
Exons: 5
Coding region: 1-831 (276 amino acids)
Biological process (GO): negative regulation of ceramide biosynthetic process; intracellular sphingolipid homeostasis; ceramide metabolic process
Cellular component (GO): endoplasmic reticulum membrane
Source: RefSeq, a predicted model, not a curated record
AUGACGCGAGCGACCCAAGCGGCUCUCGGUGCCAAGUGUUCGGCCAAGUCCGAAAAGGCCAGAUGCGCAGUCCGCCGGUCUCUUUCCUCCAAAUAUUUCUGUCUUCUUCCUUCAACCUUUCCCUGUUACCAGUUUUUCGUUUUUCUUCUUCUUUUAAUGAACCGUCCAGCAUCUAUCAAACUCCCAAUGCUCGACAUUCAAGAGCCACCAAAGCACAAACCACCCACACUGCGCUCCAGGGGACGGAGCAACAGUAUCGUCAAGGUCGAGCAGAUCGGUGACCGUUCUGUGGAGGAGGUCCUGGACCGGAACGUCUAUGUCAAUAUCAACGCUGACUGGGUCAACGCCAAAGGUGCCUGGCUAAUCCAUGUCGUUCUCAUCCUAUGUGGCAAGAUCUGUAUCGACACAAUACCCGGGAUGACCCAGCAAGUGUCAUAUCUCAUGUUCCAUUGGGUAACAGGUAUCCCCUUUGGAGACAAUUUACACGCAGGAGCCUAUGACGAGCUCACUCUCUGGGAACAAAUCGACGACGGUGCACAAUAUACACCAGCGAAGAAAUGGCUAAUCUGCGUGCCAAUAUCCCUCUUCCUCGCCUCUACUCACUACACCAACUACAACCCAUGGCUAUUCGCUAUCAACCUCUCAGCUCUCGUCCUUGUCUUGAUACCCAAAUUGCCUCAGCUGCAUCGGCAACGAGUUCGAUUCAUGGCUGACGAUUCCACCGCUUCGGGCAUGGCCACACCGACAACCCCAACCUUCCCCUCAUCCGGAACUACCACCCCUCUUAUCGAAAUCACCGCCGCAGACUUUGCCGGUUCCCGUUUCCAAUGA